Molecule: messenger RNA, 8316 nt
Organism: Panthera uncia (snow leopard)
Lineage: Eukaryota; Metazoa; Chordata; Mammalia; Carnivora; Felidae
Gene: MED15
Product: mediator complex subunit 15
Exons: 7
Coding region: 6475-7656 (393 amino acids)
Biological process (GO): regulation of DNA-templated transcription
Molecular function (GO): transcription coregulator activity
Source: RefSeq, a predicted model, not a curated record
GAGGGGAGGGGGGGAAGAGAGGGAGAGAGAAUCCCAAGUGGACUCCAUGUUUGUUGUCAGUGCAGAGCCCGACAUGGGGCUCAACCCCAUGGAAUGGGAGAUAAUGACCAGAGCCAAAACCAAGAGUCAGACACUCAACUAACUGAGCUACCCAGGCACCCCAAUACUUCCAGAUUUUAAAAUGUACUACAAAGCUAUAGUAAUCAAGACCAUGUCAUACUAGCAUAAGGAUAAACUUACAAAUCAAUGAGGUAGAAUUGAGAAUCUGUAAGUAAGUCUUUGUGUUUACUGUUAAUAGAUUUUUUUUUUUUUUUGGACAUGGGCACUGAAAGAUUUCAGUGGGGAAAAACAGUCUUUUCAACAAAUGGUGCUGGGACAACUAGAUGACUGUAUAUGAAAUAUUGAGGUUGGGUCCCAUCUUCACACCAUACACAAAAAUUAGAAUGUGUGUGUGAAAGACUUAAAUAUAAGAGCUAAAACUAUAAAACAGAAGAAAACUCAGGCAUAAAUCUUUGUGACCUUGGAUUAGACCACAGUUCCUGACAUGUGACACCAAAAGCACAUGCAACAAAAGAAAAUCUGUUAGUUUGACUCAUCAAAAUGAAAACUAUUAGAAAAAAAUUUAAAACUAUUGUGCAUCAAAGGACACUAUCAAGGGAGUGAAAAGACAACACAUGGAAUGGGGGAAAAUAUUUGCAAAUCAUUUAUCUGAUAAGGGACCGGUAUCCAGAGUAUAUAAAGAAUUCCGUCAACUCUAACAAAAAAAACCUAAUUCAAAGAAAAAAAAAGGUAAAGGACUUGAGUAGACAUUUCUCCGGAGAAGAUACACAAAUGGCCAAGAAGUACAUGAAAAGCUCCUCAGCAUCAUUAGUCAGAGGGAAAUGGAAACCAAAACCGCAGUGAGAUACCACUUCACACUCAUGAUGACUGGAGACAUUGGGACCUCCUGUGUUGCUGGAUGGAAUGUGAAGUGGUGCAGUCACUGUGGAAAACUGUGAUGAUUCCUCAAAAAAUUAAACAGUUACCAAAUGUCGACAAAAGCUUGUACAUAAGUAUUCAUAGCAUUAUUCAUAAUAGCCCAAAGUAGAAAUAAUCCAAAUGUUUAUCAGUUGAUGGAUGGAUAGAGAAAAAGUGGUAUCUCCAUACAGUGAAAUAUUAUUUGGCCAUAUAAAAAAAUGAAAUAACUGAAACAUGCUAUAACAUAGGUGAGCCUAUAGAAAGAGUGUAUUAGUUUCCUGUAGCUGCUGUAACUAAUUACCAGACUUUGGAGACUCCAGUCUCUGGGCUGUUGGCUUUGGCCUCUUGGCCUAAAACUCUGCCCUUGUGGUCAUCUUUCCUUUUCUUAAGGAAUAGCACAUGUUUGCAGCUGAGUGAUUUUAUCAGGCUAUUUUCUGCCUGUAGAAUUUUGGGAGUCUGACACCCUUCUUUGAUUUCUUCUAGUCUCUCUCCUUUUCAGGCCAACCUGGCACUGUUUUUGCUGGUGUAACACUCAAAUGCCUUCGUGGGUCUCCUGUAUGUGUGACAAGAUUCACCCCAUUAGACCAGGGAUUUCUCCACCGGUCUUUCCUGUAUGAUUUCUUCCCUGGCCUUGGCUUCUGUGAGAUAAUUGAGGGGAUUCGUGAAUCCUGUGCCCAGUCUCCUUGGCACUAGCAAAAUUUGUGUCAAGCCACACCCUUGGCCUUUUCUCCAGAGCACACCUUCCUAACAGUGAAUCUCCUCAUUUUAGCAAUUUGGGUAGCCUGGGAGUUUCCCAAACCACCAAGUCCAGGUUCCAUUUUGCUUGAUAGUUCUUCCCUCAGUUUCUUUCUCUUCUCGCAUUUUACUCUGAGCAGCAAGAAGAAAGCAGGCCAGAACUUCAACAUUUUGCUUGGAAGUCUUCUCAGCCGAAUAUCCAAAUUUGUUGCUUACAAGUUCUGCCUUCCCCACAAGUAGGAUACAGCUAAACUUCCUGUCACUAGCUAACAAGGAUUCUCUGUUUCUCAUUUCCUCUGAGUCCUCCCCAGAAACAUCUUUCACAUUCAUCUACCAACAUACUAUUUUUGAUGAUAACGUGUCUUCUCCAAGAUGAUACAGAGCUUUCUCUGCCAGGUUCCUCACUUCCUUGUGAAUCCUAAGUGGCAGAGUCAUUGGCAUGCGUGUUUGCCUGACUCACUCUUUUUUAUCCCUUAUUUCUUAUAAACGGAGUAUUAGAUGGAAAGAGCCCAGGGUGCAGUGAUUUCAUUAGCAAGAAUAUGUCUGAGAUGGUGCCAUGUAUUUGUAUUUCCCCACGAGACAACAGCUGGUCAGGAGUUCAGAGAGUGACAGCCUGACUCUUCUCCUAAAAGUUCCCUAUCCACUUAUCACCUCAUGUUCCACCAUUUAACUGGGUAUUGCAAAGUGGUAAUUGUCCUUAAUUCUGGCUUUCCUUACACAUUUAUUACAAGGAAUUUUGCUGCGAAGAAGGGUUUUCUUUCAUCAACCAGGGAUCCUUGGUUGCUUGAAACACAGCCAAUUCUGAACCCCCCAGGGAUGCUUUCUAGUCCAUUGUCCCUUUGUAACCCAAGGACUUGCUACCCUUGGUUUCCCCCCCCCCCCCACCCUGCCAGGGGGGAGGUGAUCAAUAGGGCUUGGGAAUGGGAAUGAGGGUAGAUUCUCUUCCUGUGACUAUUAGGAGCUUGGGGCUGUGCAUUUCGUGUAUUUCAGUCCAUUGCAGUGGUUCAUUUUGAUGCUUCUGUGUUCCCUUCCUCAUGGAGGGGCAGCCCCCAAGCUCCCUCCUGUCCCUCUUAGGGCCCCUUAUCAUGACUUCUUUCAUCUUUUGCAGCUUACUUGCGUCUUGGUCCCGGAAUGGGCCGUUCCUCUAUGGAGCCCUGGUUCCUUUUUGAGGCUGAAAUGGUAUUUAGAGCAUGCCGUGUGGGCACUGGUGCUGAUGGCUUCUGCACCUAUUUGCGAAGAGAGCUAAGAAGUAAUAUGUUUUUGUGGUAACAGCGACAACCUCAAAAACCGCGUAAUUUCACACUGAUAUUUCCCAUUCCAGUUUAACCUUACAGGGUUUUACUUUCAUUUUAAACAUGUAUCUUUUCUCUUAAUGUGAACAUCUUGGCUUCUAAUAUUAGCAUAAUUACUUGCUUUACUCUAAAAUACUUUUGGGGGCGCCUGGCUGGUUCAGUCGGAGGAGCAUGCAACUCUUGAUCUCGGGGUUGUGAGUUCGACCCCCAUGUUUGGGGUGUAGAGAUUACUAAAAAAGUUUUAAAACUUCAAGAUAAAAUAAAAUACCUUUGGAAUAAACAGACUAAUAUUACCACUAAUAUUGGUAACAUAAUAACAAAAUGUGGAAUGAAGUUUAAGAUUUCUUUGCAGCUCUGUUUGCCCUUAAAAUGUAUCCCUUACACUAAGGACAUGCAGUUUUUUGUUUUGUUUGCUUUUUCUUUUUUAAAAUGAUCUCUCAAAAGGUUCUUUUCACUGUAUGAUUUUGACACCAUCUUGAUAGUUAACUCAUAUGUUUCAGUUUAUUUUGAAUUUUUAGGAAUUGUACUUUUUCUUUUGGUUUAGUAUUAUCUUCAAUUUGAUUUUUUUUUUUUUAAUGUACAUGCUUCCAAUGUGAAAACCAUAUAACAAGGUGUGAAGUCUCAUUUCCAGCCCAAUCCCUGAUACCUCUGGGAGUAACUGUUAAUCUUCAAUUUUAGUUUAUCCUUCCAACAUUUCUUUUUGCAGAUACAAGCAUACAUAUGUAUUCAGAUUCCCCAUGUCUUAUACAAAAGGUAGUGUAUAGCGUGUAGGGUGUGGUGUCUAGAAUUUUAUAUGGAGCCUGUGUGUGUCCCUGCUCCUGCUGCUCCCUCCACAUCCCUGUUGGGGAGACAUCUUUUACCCUUGUCGUUUGGGCCUUCAUGCUAGACUUGCAUGGGUCAAGCUGGGGUUUGAACUGUAUAAAGCUUUUCUCCCCACAUUUCUAUCUUCUCAUUGGCAAACUGGACACCACGCACCUGCCUCAGUAGGUGGUUGGAAGAAUUAAAAGCAUUGAUAUAUGUAAAGGUUUAGAGCUGUGCCUGGCACCACGUAAAUGCCAGGGUAUUAGCUGUUACUGCCUUGGUCUGGUAAUACCCAGCCUCACGUGCAGCCCUGACACUUAGAUUUUUGAUGUUGAGCGGGACAGAUCAUAAAGGCUGAGCGAAUGUAAGGGACAUCACACACUCUUCAGCCCUUUCUCUGUAAUAGUCCUGGAGAGGUGGGGUGCUUUGGAGCAGAAGGGAGUAGUAGAAUUUGAGAAUUCUCACGCCGGGAAGGUCAGUCAGCACCUAUGACUUAGGAGCCAUGGGAGUAAAAUAGCCCACCCUGGGGGACGUGAGCGGUGCAGUCUCAGACCCCAGGGUCUACUGAGGGAGGAACACUGGCAGCAGAUGUGCAGCGCUCCACUCCUAGUGGUUCCUGGGUGGCCUGGCUUUGCGAGAAAUUUGGAGAUGUAUUUAACCUGCAAGAAAACCUCUUGGCAGCCGCGUGACUGCUUUCUGUGCCCAUGUCUACUGUGAGGUAGCCAGAUCUGUGCCCCAGGCCUUCUCAGGCUGGUCUAGUCUGGUCCCCAGAGCCUCCACUCUACUCACUUGGCAGUGAGUGGGGUGGCCUUAGCCAGGAACAGACCACUCUGGCCAUCCAGCUCUGGGCCAGGGACUGCAGUAGGGCUUUGAGUACCCAGUCCUGGUUCUGUAUUCAAGGCUUUGGGGACAUGCUCCUGAGCCCCAUUUUUAUUGUAUCUUGUGUCUGAGUAAAGUAUCUAGUUGCUUUUUCAACCUGCUUCCUCAUUUUAUCUUUUCUUUUUUAAUACUUAUUUUUGAGAGAAAGAGUGAGAGUGCAUACAGGUGGGGGAGGGGCGGGGAGAGAGGGGAGACAGGAUCUGAAGUGGGCUCUGUGUGGGCAGCUUCAGCACUGACGGCAACGAGCCCAAUGCAGGGCUCGAACUCACAAACUGCGAGACCGUGACCAGAGCCAAAGUUGGACAUUCAGCCGAUUGAGCCACCCGGUCACCCUUUGUUUUAUCUUUUAUGGAAAUAGAUAAAACUCAGCAAGUUCUUUUAAGGUAUCCCCAAUUUAACAGAUGGCCCAAGGCCCUAACAAGAUGUCAGACAUUGACCUGGCAACCUCCCAAUUUUUGUCCCCUUGUACUUGGCCGCCUUACUUCCUGAGCUUCCUUCAGGCCCGCCACCUCCUUGCUCCCUGCUCACCACACUGCUGUCCUUCAAGGACCAGGUGAUCCAUAGGCAGGAGUUCCCGGCUCUAGGGGGGCUCCCUUUACCCUCAGCAUAUUGUCUUUCCUACUGGAAAUUGGUGGGAGGAGUUGGAAAUUGGGAGUGUUGACAACACCCGCUAAAUGUCCCUUUGCUCCAGGAGAGGCUCACUGUCCCUCUCUUUGUACCUGCCCCCCUUUGCACGUUCUUAUCCCAACUUUGCCUUUCCCCCAGGCCUUUUCCCCUCGUGUUUGCCUCUGCUGAUUCCCCUGGCCAAAAAAGAGUGGUGGGGUGAAGUUUGGGGGUGAGUGAGGAGUAAUGAAGAUUUAGAAAGUGUGCUUAUAUUUUUUCAUUCACCUGAGACCACUUUUCCCCAAAGGUGUUCUUAAGACAGUGGGUUUACUCUUGUGCCUGCGUUCACUGGCAUGUGUUCCCAGGGUAGUACCUCCACAGGUGCUGCGCGCAGCUGGGUUCUGGGUUGUGUGGGUGUCAUCCCAUCAGCCUGCUGUCUAGUGGCCUCUCUGUGUCACAGUGACUUAGGAGGGUCGUGCAAGCAGGAUGGAGAAUGAAGGCUUUGCCUUAUUGGGGCUGCCUUGCCAGAGGAACGGGUAUUUCAAGGAGGGGAAGGAUGGGACAGCUUCGCUGAAAUAAGAAUUUAACUCAGACAUUCCUUUGUUGACUACAGGACAAACUCACAGUAGUGAUUUCCCCAAAACACCUGGGAGCGAGUGUCCUUAGUCGCAAAGAGGUCAAUCAGUAGAAGGCAGGCUCUGCUGUGCAGUUCCAGAAACCCGGCAGCUGGCAAAAAGCAGGCCCUCGGCAGUGGCCUUCACCUGCCACCCUUGAGUGGCACUGUGCCUUCUCCCUUGCCUGUGCAGUAAAUUCAGAUUAACACAGCUUCUCUGAAAAGUGCAGCCAGGGGCGCACAGCCAGAUUUGCAUGCAAGCACGUCAGCAGUGAAAGAGCAACAGGCCGGGUAUUAAAAGCGAAAGUACUUGGAUACAAAUAGUGCAAAGACAAAAGCGGCCUGCCUAUGUCGACUGCUGAUGUGCCUUGUGACCUCAAGCUGGCCCCUCAUCCCCUCUGGACUUGCCGUCCCCCCUGUGAGAGGAGGGGCGCCUGAGCUGGCUGGCCGUCCUCUCCGUUGAGCCUUUGCAGCAGAGUGGAAGGAGCAGCGGUUUGACGCCUCUCGGACGAAUACCUUUCUCUCGUGGCCAGGCUUAUUAUCCAUUUUCGAGACAUUCAUAACAAAAAAUCUCAAGCUUCCGUCAGUGACCCUAUGAAUGCACUACAGAGCCUGACUGGUGGGCCUGCUGCGGGAGCAGCUGGAAUCGGCAUGCCUUCUCGGGGCCCAGGACAAUCCCUGGGCGGGAUGGGUGGCCUUGGCACCAUGGGGCAGCCGAUGCCCCUCUCAGGGCAGCCGCCCCCUGGCACCUCGGGGAUGGCCCCCCACGGCAUGGCUGUUGUGUCUACAGCAGCUCCACAGACCCAGCUGCAGCUCCAGCAGGUGGCGCUGCAGCAGCAGCAGCAGCAGUUCCAGCAGCAGCAGGUGGCGCUGCAGCAGCAACAGCAACAGCAGCAGCAGCAGCAGCAGCAACAGCAACAGCAGCAGUUCCAGGCCCAGCAGAAUGCCAUGCAGCAGCAGUUCCAGGCGGUGGUACAGCAGCAGCAGCAGCAGCUCCAGCAGCAGCAGCAGCAACACCUGAUUAAACUGCAUCAUCAAAACCAGCAGCAGAUACAGCAGCAGCAGCAGCUACAGCGGAUGGCACAGCUGCAGCUGCAGCAGCAGCAACAGCAGCAGCAGCAGCAAGCUUUGCAGGCCCAGCCGCCACUACAGCAGCCACCGAUGCAGCAGCCCCAGCCUCCCCCUUCCCAGGCCCUGCCCCAGCAGCUGCAGCCGAUGCACCACCCACAGCACCACCAGCCGCCACAACCCCAGCAGCCACCAGUUGCUCAGAACCAGCCAUCGCAGCUCCAGGCGCAGUCACAGACCCAGCCUUUGGUGUCACAGGCUCCGGCCCUCCCUGGACAGAUGCUGUAUGCCCAGCCACAGCUGAAACUUGUCCGCGCUCCAAUGGUGGUGCAGCAGCCGCAGGUGCAACAGGUGCAGCAGGUGCAGCCCCAGGUGCAGCAGCAGACAGCGGUGCCGACAGCUCAGGCUUCCCAGAUAGUGGGUUCCGGAGUGCAGGUGAGGGCUUUUGGAACCCAGGUGAGGGCCUUUGGGGCCAGGGGCUUCUGUAGGCACUGGCAGGUGCAUGUCCACCUGUGCAUGGAGCUGGAUUUCAGGCACUCUACAGUGAGGGUCCUGGUUGUUUGGAUCAUGGGCAGUCUAGGAGCCAGCCCACAGGGUCUUCAAGGUGGCCAGCCUGGCUUGGUGUUACUGGAUUCCCCCCACCUCUCUUCAGACACCCUCAUCUUCCCCCUUCCCUCCUCCUCUGAGAACACACGUUGGAGAGGGUAGCAUUGUGGCCUCAACCUCUCCUCAGCUUGGAGUGCAGGGCUGGUGGCAGGUGUGCACUAGCAUUCUGGACACGGAAGAGCACAAGUAUGGUGGUGCCUGGCUCUAGUGGACUGCGUGGGUUUGUGCUGCAGCCCCUUGCCCAGCACUUUCCCAGUGCUUGCCCCCUGCGCUGAGAAGUGUAGCUGAGGCCCUUCAUGCCCACCCUCUGUGUUUUGGAUGUUGAUGGGAUGGAGUAGGCCUUGCCCAGCCUUUCCUGGUAGAGGCCAGAUUCUUAAUGGUGUUUGGGGUUGGAGAUUGGGCCUCAUGAUUUUCCACAGAUCCCCCAUCCUGCUGGUGCCAGGGAGAAGAGGCAUCUAGUCUGGGGCUUUGGUUCUGUCUCCACCUGGCAGUGGGAACACUGGCUCAGAAGAGAGUAUUGGCUUUAGAUAGAACAGACCUGUUAGGUGAAGUGCCACCUGCCCAGGUGCUGCCCUGAGCUGGGGUGCCACGCCACUGCCCCUGCUGUGCUCCUAUCCUGCUCAUUACCAGCGAGUCAGCCAAGCUCCCUGUCAGGUGCACAGCACCACAUGUUGAGCACUUCUGGGAUGCUGCGUGUUCUGUCAGUGUCUGAUGACAUCUCACUGUGAGGGAGGCUCAAACUGGGUCCUGUCUGGUCUCAGC